AUGGCGAAUUUUAAGGGUCAUGCACUUCCAGGCAGCUUCUUCCUGCUCUUUGGCCUCUGGUGGUCUGUGAAAUACCCACUGCAAUAUCUCAGCCAGAAAGUAAAUAAAAAAUCCCACAGGGCUUACUGUUUCCAGCGUGUGGAUGCCAUUGAAGGGGGAAUCAAAAUCCUCUUUUCUCUAAUAGGGAUGCUGGCGGAGCAGUUUGUCCCCGAUGGUCCCCACUUGUACCUGUACAGCGGGGAGAAGCACGACUGGGUGAAGCUGAUGAACUGGCAGCACACCACCAUGUACCUCUUCUAUGGACUCUCCGGCGUGGUAGAUGUCUUCACCUACAUCUCCCAGGUGGUGCCGCAGGGUCUGGAUCGCCUCAUGUUGGCCGUGGCCGUGUUCGUUGAAGGUUGUCUCUUCUAUUACCACGUCCUUCACCGCCCCUUGUUGGAUCAGCACAUCCACUCCCUGCUGCUCAUCACCAUCUUCGCUGGGGCUGGCAGCAUCCUGCUGGAGGUUUUCCUCCGUGACAACAUUGUCCUGGAGAUGUUCCGAGCCCACAUCACCAUCGUCCAGGGAACGUGGUUCUGGCAGAUCGGUGUUGUGCUGUUCCAGCCAUGGGGAGGUCCUGUGUGGGAUGAGAAUGAUCACAGCAACAUCAUGUUCCUCACGAUGUGCUUCUUCUGGCACUGGGCAGCUGCUGUGGCCAUCCUGGCUGUGAACUACACCCUCGCAUACUGCUGUCUCCAGAGGCUCCGGAGAGGCAGUGGAGAGCCCUACAUCAGCCUGGGGGUCCGGCAGCAGAAGUGUGACAGCAGCUCCCAAGCUGCCUUCUUGAACGGCUCUGAUGAAGAGUGA
Molecule: messenger RNA, 846 nt
Organism: Onychostruthus taczanowskii (white-rumped snowfinch)
Lineage: Eukaryota; Metazoa; Chordata; Aves; Passeriformes; Passeridae
Gene: TMEM45B
Product: transmembrane protein 45B
Exons: 5
Coding region: 1-846 (281 amino acids)
Source: RefSeq, a predicted model, not a curated record